ACCAAAAGCAUCAGUAACUACUAAUCAAAUCUUCAAUCAACUACUUCCCGUUGUUCAAUCACCAAAACCUCACUCAAAAUGUUCAAGAUUGUCUGCCUGUUUGCCCUGAUCGCCGUUGCGUCGGUUGCGGCCGAGCCCAAGCCGGAGGCCAAGCCCGGUGUGCUGGCCUACAGUGCCCCGCUGGUGGCCGCCGCCCCAGCUGCCUAUGCCUACACCGCAGGAGGAGCCGUGUACGAGCGCACCUACCACGGAAACAUCGCUCCGGUGGCCCCGCUGGCCGCGUACGCCUCCGCCCCGUACGUUGCUGCUGCUCCGUUGGCCUACUCGGCACCGUACGUGGCCGCCGCUCCGGUGCUGUACAAGUGAACGGUGAUCCAGAGGGAUCGAACGAAGGAAACCCAAGGCUUUAUUUGUGAUUAAACGUGGACUCCUAAUACCGACAGUGAUAUUUUUUAGUUUGAACAAAAAAAUAGCAAUCAAAAGUAAACAUAUU
This is a messenger RNA of Culex quinquefasciatus (southern house mosquito), 493 nucleotides long. RefSeq names its product cuticle protein 16.5-like. The coding region runs from base 79 to 366 and encodes 95 amino acids. The record is from RefSeq and is a predicted model, not a curated record. NCBI's taxonomy places the organism in Eukaryota, Metazoa, Arthropoda, Insecta, Diptera, Culicidae. The transcript is spliced from 2 exons.